Molecule: messenger RNA, 3405 nt
Organism: Phacochoerus africanus (Common warthog)
Lineage: Eukaryota; Metazoa; Chordata; Mammalia; Artiodactyla; Suidae
Gene: ZCCHC7
Product: zinc finger CCHC-type containing 7
Exons: 11
Coding region: 555-2297 (580 amino acids)
Molecular function (GO): nucleic acid binding; zinc ion binding
Source: RefSeq, a predicted model, not a curated record
UCCACGGGCCGGGGACCCCUGCCUGCCCUCCGCCUCGCCCGCAGAGCCGUGGAACUAGCGCGUGUCCCCUCGCUGGCCUCCGCGUCUCCCGCCUGUCCCUUACUUGUGGCGGUACCCGGCUCCGCUCGUGGCCUCUCAGUCGAGCUCUGUCCCACGCGACUCAGCUGACUGGCUGAGGUGUCUGCUUCUCCUCCCUCCAAGGCCUGAGACUGUGGUUCAGAAAGAGCUUGGGCGCCCAUGGCCUCGAUGGGGAUGGUGUUACUGCCUGCUUUACCCCCACUACCCUCUGAGAGUCCCCUGUCUUUUAGGGAAGCCGGUCAGUCAUUUAAAUCCGAAGGGAGCUCGGCCCUUGAGGAUCCAACAGUCCUGGGCCAACUCCAGCCUCAGCUGUCAGAAGCAGCAGCUCUGGGGGCCAGAAAAAUUUGGGCAGAUGGCCCUCUUCCCCCAUGUAAAACAAGGAGACUUGUUCCUUGAUUCCUUUUAUCCCUUACAUCCAGGGAACCAGCAGUUAACUUCAGCUCUAACAGCUGCGGCCUCGAGAUUACUGACCUUCCAUGAUGUUUGGUGGUUAUGAAACUAUAGAAGCAUAUGAAGAUGACCUUUAUCGUGAAGAGUCAUCUAGUGAACUAAGUGUCGAUAGUGAGGUGGAAUUUCAGCUCUACAGUCAAGUUCAUUAUGCCCAAGAUCUUGAUAAUGUCAUCAGGGAGGAGGAACAUGAAGAGAAUAACUCUGGGAAUUCUGAAUCAUUUGGUAGUAAACCAAAUCAGAAGAACUUAAUUAUCCUUUCAGAUAGUGAGGUCAUCCAGCUAUCAGAUGGGUCAGAGGUCAUCACUCUGUCUGAUGAAGAUAGUAUUUAUAAAUGUAAAAGAAAGAAUUUUAGAGACCAGGCAAAAGAAAAGACCCAAGGUCCUCCUGCUUCUCUUCAUUCUAAUGAGCUGGCAGAUCAGAAAUGCAAGAGGGAUGUUGAGAAGCCUCAACCUGGAGAGAGAUCGGGUGCAGUCCAAGAAGUCAUGAUUAUAGAGGUCAGUUCAAGUGAAGAGGAAGAGAGCACCAUUUCAGAAAGUGAUAACGUGGAAAGUUGGAUGCUGCUGGGAUGCGAAGUUGAUGAUAAAGAUGAUGAUAUCCUUCUCAAUCUUGUGGGAUGUGAAAAGUCUCUUAAUGAAGUGGGAUAUGGAGUUCCUAAGCCAAGGAUCAGAUCUGAACCUCAAUUGCGGGACCUGUGCCUCAACUGUGGUGUGUCUUCUCACAGUGACUUAGGGAGACAAACUGGAGAAGAUAGUGUAAACUGGUUCAUCAGUGACAAAGACAUUGAGGCACAGAUAGGUAAUAAAAGAUCAUCUGGAAGAUGGACCUACCGAUACUAUUCAGCCAACAAAAAUGUUACCUGCAGAAAUUGCAACAAAUGUGGCCAUUUGUCAAAAAACUGUCCUUUUCCACAAAAAGUCCGUCCCUGCUGCCUCUGCUCCGAGAGAGGACAUCUCCAGUAUGCCUGUCCAGCCCGCUUUUGCUUAGACUGCUCUUUGCCCAUGUCUUCUGCGCACAGAUGUCUCGAAAGACCUUCUUGGAGAAAACGUUGUGACCGAUGUGAUAUGAUAGGCCACUAUGCUGAUGCUUGCCCAGAAAUCUGGAGGCAGUAUCACCUAACGACCAAACCUGGACCACCCAAAAAGCCAAAGACCCCUUCUGGACAAUCAACCUUAGUGUAUUGCUACAACUGUGGGCAAGAAGGCCAUUAUGGACACGAAUGUACAGAAAGACGAAUGUUUAACCAGACCUUUCCAACGUCUCCAUUCAUCUACUACUAUGAUGACAAAUAUGAAAUCCGGGAGAGAGAUCAGAGAAUAAAACGAAAAGUGAAAGAACUCCAGAAAAAUGGGGACUUUCCAAGACAGUUCAAGAGGCCUCAUAUGGAAGCAGCAGAUAAGAGGUCCCACCGUGGUAUGAGGAAGAGCUAUGCCUCAUGGAGAAGCAACAGGUGGCCUCAAGAAAAGAAAGAAACCCAAAAGGAAACCAUGGGCAGGAGCAGCCGAGAGCGUGAGAAGCACAAGAAGGCUGACAGGCGUCAUGAAGUGGAUGAGGACUUCCCCAGAGGCCCCAGAGUCCACUCUUCUUCUGGCAAAACCCAGAAACCUCACAAGCCCUUUCACCACACAUCUCAUUACCACAAGCCAAGAGAAGACAAGCUGCCCAAAGAGGGCAAGCGGGGCAAGCACAAGAAAAAGGAGAGCUGCUUGGAGGAUGAUAGCUAUGAUAAUUUAUUUUUCAUUAAGCAGAGGAAAAAAAAGUCUAAGCUGUGAUUCAGCUUCUGAUUUGGCUUCCCAGUGUUUGUCUGGUUUUCAUGUCUACAACAUCCUGGCAAUAUUUUUUAUUAUCUGUGAUUAAAUAAAAUGAGUUUUUUGGGUUUUUUUUUUAAUCUCAGCUAUAUUUAGAGCUGCUGAGCAAAAGUCUUAGGAGAUCUCAGUUGUGUGUGUCCAACAGGUUAUUAGGUAAGAAAACAAAAAGAUAAACUGCCUUCCCCUUUUCCAGGAUGUUAUUUUUAUACAGUACCCUAAGGAUAGGAAGAAUUCAUCUUUUCGUGAACUUUUUUUAAUGCUUUGAAAAAAAUAAAAGUUCAUCAAAUGUGAUUCAUCUGCAGUGUAUGAAAAUUAAAUCCUUGCAGGAAGAGAAAUUAAUGCUAAUAUGAAAAAUUCAGCAUUUUUUUUUAACAUCAAAAAGGAUAACUGUAAAUCUAAAUCUGGCUUUCCUUGCUUCUGAAGCUGGUGUAAGGUUCUUCCUUUGGUCAGAGCAUCACAGGCCACAAAUGAAGCUAUCAACAUUAAAGCACUAAAGAGGCAGGGAGUUGAGUUUUACAGCAAAAUAUCAGUAAGGAAGCCAUCCAGAGUGUAUGUCAAGAGACAGAUUUCCUGAAACAAGUGAAAAAGAGUCAUCAAAAAUUUUAACAUAAUCACAAGGAAAUGGUUUUAACCAUUUUUUUACAACCACGCUUGAAGACUCUCCCUCAGAUAUUUAAGAUGAAUAUUUCCCCAAUUAAAAAAUUGUUUUGUUCUCCUGAGUUUUUUAACCACCACAGAGUUAUACAGAAAUUUUUGUACUUGUGAACCUUUUGUACUUAUCAAAGCUUAAUGUUAGACUAAGAAAAUAAAGUGUCUGAAAUAGAGUAAAUAAAUGUGUCCGUUAUGUAAAAAGACAAUGAGAGUUUGAGUGACAAAGGGUGUACUUGGGUUGGCAAAGUAACUAAAGUUAUAAAAUCUCUAUAAACUGGGGUCAAAUCUCUUAUUGCCCAAGCACCAGCUCUAUGCCAAAUAAAAUGAGAUGGAGAAACAAGAUGUUUCUCCAUGUUCUUCGGUAAUGUUGGAAUCUUAAAUUUGUGUUUUACUCUUUGUGAAAUAAACAAUCCACUGUGUA